UGUUGUCAAUGUUGUCAGUUUUCAAUAAUAUCAAUGGAAAAUAAAGGACUUGUUUACAACACAUUGAUUUUGAUUUGUAAUUUGUCUUAAGUUUGUUAGGAAGGGACCAUGGUGUAUGUAAUGGUGUUUUGUGCGUAAAUCCUGUUGUUGUAGUUAACCAAGGAACAAUGUAUACAUUUAUUAUUUAAUAAAUACAAAAUCUGAACCUGACAACACAAAGAUCAUAUUUUGGUGCUUAAAUCUUUAUUCGUUUACACUUCCUAAACCAUAACAAUGUCUAAGAAAAUUUUUGUUUAUGAAUUGCCAUACACUGUAAGAACCAACUUUUGUCGUCUACUAGAGUCACAAGACAAGUGGGAAGAGUUGGGUGGAGAGCAUAUGAAUUUCGAUUAUGACUAUCUACAGUACAUUCGUAGAAAGUCGUCCCCAGCAGAUGAGUUGCUGACGAGUUGGGGAAAUCAAAACCACACUGUCAAUGAGCUGUUUGUCUUGCUAUCAAAAAUGCAGUUCUAUCGAGCGAUGAGAAUGCUCAAAGAUCUGGUUGACGAGCGUUACCAUCAUCUUCUGAGGGAAGGUGAGGAGUUGAUGAGUCGACCGAUAAGCAAAACCCUUGCUGAGGGAGUUCCGAGUACAGUUCGCCAAGGUCACAGAGUAGAUUUGGGAGGAACGGCCUCAACUUGUACUCUCCGCGAGACUUUACCUCAUCAACCAUUGCCAAGAGCUUCAGGUGCAAAUGGUAAAAAUGCUUUCAAGGACAACAAAGAUCUUGGUUUGAAUCUGGACAAUCUCAACCUGUAUGAAAACAAAGGAGCGAAGAAAGCCAUUCACGAAGUUAAAAUUCAGAACAUGCCAAAUGCUAGGAAUGCACACCAAGCAGAACAAAACUGUAACAAUAACAACGAUUUCUCUACCGGUCAAGCCCAGGCUGCGUACAAUCCCAACUACAACCCGAACUUACUUCCCCCGGGUGAAGGUUCGGACUUGCACAAGCUAGGACAGCAGCGUAAGCUCUCUGACGUUUCAUUGGCCAGUUCUAUGAUGGAGGGGUGCACCCCUCAGAUAAGCUAUGAGGAACUCGUUGCAGCCACCAACAGUUGGGAUACAAGCUGUAUCCUUGGUCGAGGGGGAUUCGGCACUGUGUACAAGGGCUUUUGGAAAAACACCUUUGUCGCUAUCAAGAAGUUGGAACCCCCGAAAGAUCAGCAGAAUAUGCUAGUUGGGGAGCUCAACGCCAGCCAGAUGACAGAAGUGUUGCGAGAGCUCAAACACCUCAACUCACACAGACAUGACAACAUCUUGUCUCUCUACGGCUACUGUGUGUCGGACAACGCCUCUUGUCUAGUGUAUCAAUAUAUGGCCAAUGGAUCUCUGGAGGAUAGGCUGCAUUGCAGGAAUAACUCUAAACCCCUGAACUGGACACAGAGGCUCAACAUCAUGACUGGAACGGCUCGUGGGAUUCAGUUUCUGCACUCACUAGGCAAGAAACCUUUGGUCCAUGGUGAUAUCAAAAGUGCUAACAUCCUGCUGGAUAGCAAUUUUGAGCCGCGUAUCGGGGACUUUGGCCUCGCCAGGGAGGGACCGCAUCAACACUACACUCAUGUGAAGGUCAGCCGAGUCCACGGCACCAAACCUUACCUGCCUGACGAGUUCCUACGAGCCAGGGAGUUCUCCGUCAGGGUGGACACCUACAGCUUCGGCGUGGUCCUCUUUGAAGCAGCUACAGGAUUACGCGCUUAUGAUGAAAACAGAAAAGAAAAAUUCUUGAAGGACUACAUUGUCAGUUAUCCGGACAACAACCUGAGUGACCUGGCAGACACCCGUGCAGGACCGGACUAUUGUAUGUCGACCGCAGGUCUGCUGCGUCUGGGGCGCUGCUGUGUCGUCACUCGGCCCAGAGAUCGGCCUGACAUGACCACUGUACUAGCUGAUGUACAGAUGCUCUAUAAUAAUUACAAGGCAGCUGAAAAAUCCACAUGUCUGGCCCGGCAGCGUAGUUUGACUCCCACCAACCCGCUAGAGAUGCAAGCUCUGCAUGAUGAGAUGCGGCACCCCACACCACCUCCGCUCUCAGUGCAACUACCCCUCCAAGUGUUCAUCGACGGUAACGGCCAGCAAAAGCUAUUUUUGCCACCUGGACCAGCAAAACCAAUAACAAGCGGUCUGGUACGGCAGCGUAGUUUGACUCCCACCAACCCGCCAGAGAUGCAAGCUCGUCAUGAUGAGAUGCGGCACCCCACACCACCUCCGCUCUCAGUGCAACUACCCCUCCAAGUGUUCAUCGACGGUAACGGCCAGCAAAAGCUGUUUUUGCCACCUGGAAUGUCGUUGGAGGAGGUUCAACGGAUCACUAAGAUGUUGCCGCCGAGUCUAGGUGAAAUGAUCGUACAACCCCCUCCACUCCUGACAGUGCAACCACCUUCCACUGCUCAACCCCGCUCUGCCUCACCUUCACAGAUUGAAGUGUUUUCUCCACCAGUUGAGUGUGACAUUCCUCUUCUGACAGCGUUGGGAGUGAAAGCAGAAGAAAACCGAGAAGUUGUUGAAAACUCAGAAAACAAUCAGGCUGACCGACCUGCUCUCUCUGUAUUAAUGACUUCAGCACCUAUUACGUCAGCACAGAUUACUUCAGCACCAACGAGCAACGGAAGUAUAUCAAGCUCCAACCAUCCGUCCGAGGCACUUUCUGAGGUCAGCGUUGACUCACAGAAUGGGAAUGUCGACUACAGUGACUUUGAGGUUAGCCUUCCAGAGGAAAAUCAAAGUGCGUAUUUACCAAGGCUCCCUGAUCUGUUGGGUCGUUAGUGUAUGGAUCCAGUUGUAAAUUAAUUGUUGUGCACAUUAGUGUUUACAUUCUAUCUUGUUGAAAGUGAAGGUAACGAAAGGAAAUUUUGUAGGGUUGCUCAGCACUCUGUUGAUCAGUAGAUCGCUGUUUCAAUCUUGAGUUAAGUUUGUUGCUUUUUGCUAUUUUGACACUGGACCCAGCUGUUCUUGGUCGUAGGAUUUUCUAAUGAUUGGUUCUGGUUCUGGCUCAAGCAAGUCUUCGUAAGAAAAAGCUACACUAGGCUAGGCAGUUCACUACAUUCUGCAAUCAUCUUCCAAUAUUGCAGUUUAGUUAUGCAGCAAUGUGCCCCUGUCUCAAUAUGAUGAGAUAAUUAUAUAGAUGAUUGUUGUCUUGUGCUGUUCAUCUAUGUGAUAAUGCCACGACCUUCUAGGAGUAGCAUGAAGUAAUGUGUAAAAUAGUUCUGGAAGAGCCUAGCGUCCUAGGAUGUAAAGGUGGGACAUAAAAAAAACUUUCUUAUGCU
Macrosteles quadrilineatus (aster leafhopper) is the source of this 3302-nucleotide messenger RNA. RefSeq names its product serine/threonine-protein kinase pelle-like. Bases 274 to 2802 code for a protein of 842 amino acids. The record is from RefSeq and is a predicted model, not a curated record. Gene Ontology annotation, molecular function: ATP binding; protein kinase activity; protein binding. NCBI's taxonomy places the organism in Eukaryota, Metazoa, Arthropoda, Insecta, Hemiptera, Cicadellidae. The transcript has 14 exons. Gene Ontology annotation, biological process: protein phosphorylation; signal transduction.